Molecule: messenger RNA, 1559 nt
Organism: Neurospora tetrasperma FGSC 2508
Lineage: Eukaryota; Fungi; Ascomycota; Sordariomycetes; Sordariales; Sordariaceae
Exons: 2
Coding region: 96-1469 (457 amino acids)
Molecular function (GO): FMN binding; oxidoreductase activity
Source: RefSeq, a predicted model, not a curated record
CAAAGUCUUAGGUAGUAUUUCUCUUACUUGCCAACAAACAUCACCUUUACUCACUGUGACUGGGUCACCACUCAUCCCUCAAUUGCAAAGUCAAGAUGGACGCCAAAUCCCCCCACAUCAAGAACCGCGACACUCCCCAAUGGGGCCUCUACCAGCGGAAUAUGUUUUGGAGAUACAACGAUCGGGAACUGCCGCCUUUUAACACCCACCCAGACGUCCUCGAACGCCUCGCCUCCCGCAAACUCUCGCAAAACGGCUGGCUCUACGCCUCCUCCAACGCCGGACUCUCCCACACCCACCUCGCCAACCGACAAGCCUUCUUCCGGCACAAGCUCGUGCCGAGACAACUAGUCGACACCAACGAGCGGUCCACGCGCACCUCUCUCUUUGACGGGAAAUGGGAGGUCUCAGCCCCCUUUGGCAUCGCGCCCGUGGGAAUCAACAAGAUUUACCACGAUCAGGGAGAGCUGGCGGUUGCCAAGGCGGCGGGUGAGCUGGGGCUGGUGUAUAGUUUGAGUACGGCGGGGAGUUUUCCUAUUGAGGACGUCGGCAAGGCGAACGAAGAGGGGAGGGCCAACCGGUUCAAGGCCAAUGAGAAUCUAGAUGUGGAUGUGGAUGUGGAAGGGGAAGGUGGGCAUGAAAACUCGAAAAAAGUUCCCGAAGCGCCCCGGUUUUUCCAGCUCUACAUGCCUCACGACGACGAGUUGACCCUGAGCUUGCUCAAGCGGGCGCACGAGUCCGGCUUCCAGGCGUGUAUGCUGACCACGGACACGUCGCAGCUAGGGUGGCGACACGAUGAUGUCGCAACGAGCAACUAUGCUUUCUACCGCGGCAUCGGCGGAGAACUGGGUUUCACGGACCCCGUCUUUCAAAAGAGAAUGGCCGAGGCCGGGGUUGACCCCCAGAAAGACGCCGUGAAGGCAGCGAGUAUGUGGAUCGACACCAUCUGGCAUGGCCGGGCGUGGUCGUGGGACAAGGCCGUUUGGGCGCGCGAGAAGUGGCAGGAGAUUGCCGGGAAAGAUAAACCCUUUUUGAUCAAGGGAAUUCAAAGCGUGAACGACGCCAAAAAGGCGGCGGAUUUGGGGUUUGAGGGCGUGGUGGUGAGUAACCAUGCGGGAAGACAGGUGGAUGGGGCGGUGGGCAGUUUGGAUGCCCUGGAGAGCAUUGUCAAGGCAGUUGGGGAGAGGAGGGGGUUUACGGUCAUGUUUGAUAGCGGGGUGAGAGGAGCGGCGGAUGUAAUGAAAGCGCUGGCGCUGGGAGCCAAGUUUGUGUUUAUUGGGAGACUGUGGAUUUGGGGGUUGGCGAUCAUGGGGGAGGAAGGUGUGAGGCAUGUGUUGAGGAGUCUGUUGGCGGAUUUUGACAUUCUGAUGAAUGUGAUGGGGGUGAGGAGUGUGGACGAGAUUGAUGGCAGUCUCUUGGAAAGUGGGCCGAGGGUUUAUGGGUUGUUGAAUGAGAAGAGUAAGUUGUGAGAUGGGGAUGGCGUCGUAUGGCGGCAGAAGGUGUAUAAAAUCUUGCUAGAGGUAGAAGGUAGGCUGUAGACAAAAACCAUCAGCCCUUGA